UAAAACAAGGAUAAAUAGAAGUAGAAAACCAAGAAGUCCACAUCCUGACAGACAGAUGUGAAGAUGGCAUUAGCCAGCGGUCACUGGAUAGAGAAAGAGAUGAGGGGAGGAGCCCCUAGUCCCAGACACGGCCACGCUUUAGCUGUGGCGGGAAACGUCGCCUUUGUGUUCGGAGGAGCCUUCAGCAUCAACCAAGAGGAGGACAACCCUGUUUACUUCAAUGACUUCUACAUGCUAACAGUUUCCCCUGAUGAUGUGAUGUGGGAGGAGAUUCCUCAGAGCGGAGAAGUUCCCUCAGCUAGAGAAGGACACACUCUUUGUGUUGUAAAAGGGAAGUUGUAUCUGUUUGGAGGAGUGUCCAGCCCGGACGCCACUGAGUGUCUCCCAGGAGUCUACAGCUUUGACAUAGUGUCUCUGACCUGGGACGGCUUAGCAGUCGGGGGUGUGGCCCUCAGAACCCUCAGACAUAGCUCUGUCGCCGUGGGAGACAACAUCUACGUGUACGGAGGCAUUCUGGGAGGAAAUCCAACCAACGAUCUCAUGGUCUUCAACACAGUGUCUCUCACCUGGACUCCGGUUAAAACCAGUGGAACGCUGCCUCCGGCUCUGUGUGGUCAGAGCUUUGCUCUGGUUGGAGAUCAGGUGUUCAUGUUUGGAGGUUAUGAAGCGGGUGGAGUCUUCUGCAAAGACCUCCAUGUUCUCAGCACAGAUAACUUGGUGUGGCAGAAAUGGGAGGUGAAGGGAGAAUCACCUGCAGCCUGCAGUGGACAAACCCUGACUGCACACCAUGAUAAAGAUAUCUACCUGUUUGGUGGGAAAAGCACAAAUGAGGACGGCACGGUGACGUCUUCCAAUGAAAUUCAUAAACUCAGUAUUGCUAAAAUGAAGUGGAAGGUCCCUUUAUACGUCGGGAUUCCUCCGGCCCGUCGUCACGGACACACCACUUUCAUUCUCCACAGCCAUCUGUUUGUAUUUGGAGGGAAGAAUGAAGAGCAGGACUUUAAUGACCUGAAGGUGAUGAAGCUUAUCAACCCUUCAGAAAGACAGCCAGUGAUGAAGGAGAUUCUGUCAGAGUUUGGACUGCAGGGAGUCAGCCACAGCUUCACUCCCACAAAGGUUCCCAACGUCCGCUACGAGCUGAGCGAGUGUGUUCUAUCCAACCAGUCCAGGAACACACCAGUUAAUGCACAGGUUUCUGUGAACAGAGACUUCAGUGCAGUUCGAGAUCAGGCCAUGAAAAUGAUCCAGGCAGCCUUCACUCUGCUGAACCAGGAGUUCCAGAAACUGGAUCGGGAGAAGUCAGAGCUGUCUAAAGCUGCUGCUGUUCUGCAGAGAGAGAAAGAAGCUCAUGAAGUCCACCGACAGCAACAGCAACAGGAGCUGCAGGAGAUGCUGGACAGGCAUCGCUCUCAAAACGAGGCAUGGCUCCGAGCGAGAGCCGAGGAGAACGACCGAGAGAGGAGAGAGCUCUACAGACUCAGGGAGGAGGUGUUGCAGGAACAGGAGAGGCUGAAGGAGGAGCAGAGCAGCAUCCAGAAACGCAGUGAACAUCUUCUGUCUAUCAUGCAACAGUUCAAAGGAAUGUGAGAUAGAUAGAUAGAUAGAUAGAUAGAUAGAUAGAUAGAUAGAUUGACAG
This is a messenger RNA of Larimichthys crocea (large yellow croaker), 1636 nucleotides long. RefSeq names its product rab9 effector protein with kelch motifs. Gene Ontology annotation, molecular function: protein binding. The coding region runs from base 64 to 1587 and encodes 507 amino acids. The transcript is spliced from 19 exons. NCBI's taxonomy places the organism in Eukaryota, Metazoa, Chordata, Actinopteri, Sciaenidae. The record is from RefSeq and is a predicted model, not a curated record.